AUGGCCUUCUUCUCCGGACUUUCGAGCUCCAUCGGCAGGAAGCUACUCCUGUACGGUCUGCGCCAAAUCGACAUACUCGACAAGGAUCCCGCCGACUUUGUAAGCGUUGAUGUCGGCAAGCGGACAACACUCGAGGUCCGCGAUGUCGGGCUACACAUCAAGAAAUUGGUAGCAUUGCUACAUCUCAAACUACCUCAUGAAAUCCAUCUGUCAAAAGCCCAAGCCUCGUUACUCCGAGUCACGUUCAUCCUCGACUUCGGCGUACCCCGAAUAUCGAUUGAAGUGGAUGAUAUACAGAUACAGGCUAGACUAUUGGAGAAUGCCGGCGAUGACGUUUCAGCUCAUCCCACUGAGCAUCCGGACCCAUCCCAACCAUCGCCACCUCGACGGAGAGCCUCGCCACCACCCACCCGAGACGAUUCGAGCGACCCCGGCUCCUCGGAAGAGGAUGACUAUGUGCCAACAGUGGACGAGCUAGCAAAUUCCUUCCUACGGACGGAACCUGAAGAGGAGAUACGCGAACUGCAGGAGGAGCUGGCAUCUCAAGCGUCAUAUAUGCAAGAGUCAAUCGCAUCAAGCGAUGAUGGCGACGACAAUUCUGCUGGCAUGGGAGCCCCGCUGGCACUUCCAGCAUAUCUGCGAAACAUCCUUAAUACCGCCUUGGACCGCCUCAGUAUCGCGGUCAAUGAUAUCAACAUUGAGCUGGAAGAUCAGUCUCCAAAAGAUACUCCAGACUCAUCAAGGUCGAUCCAAAGCUCGCCCGCUGCCCUCAGCUUCCAUGUAGAACGCGUUGCCAUAGACUCGAUAACUUCCAAGGAUAUACGUGUAGAUUUGGGCUCAACAACAGUUCCUGACGCUUCCAAGCUGGGUAAACGAAGAAUGCGUGUUGAGAACAUUUGUGCACGUCUUGUAUCUGAUGUGGAGAAUUUUGUCUCUUUAUCGAGGUUUUCGCAACCGUCCUCACCCCUUAUGACUCGGUCAGAAGUCUCGACUAGCCAAAAGUUCUCUGGGGAACCGUCCGCGAGUUACAUGUCCCGCCAUUCCAUUCGUGGGGAGUCUGUGCACUCUACACAGGAAGAGCCCAGUCUUUCCAUACACGAAAAACCUAGUCACUCCAUACACGAGGAACCCAAUCGCUCUGUACACGAAGAGCCCACUAGUCCGGUCGCUUCACUUCUGCAAGCGCCCGUAAGCCCGCGCAACAUCUCCCCACCCCCUCCCCUAUCACCUGAUCUGCCGCAGCUAGAUCUAUCCGUGCACACUGUAGACGAUGAUCGUUUUGCAGAUGCGAACUCCGACGAUGGCCCAGACGACAGCUCAGUGAAUGGCUCACCCAGUCAGUCUCGUCAGUUUUUGCCUCCGCGUGACCUAACCGAGAGCAAUCUGCUUUACGACGACGAAGGAUUGCUUGACUAUGCGAUGCAGAACGGUAUGCUCAACUUCCAACUCGAAGAUGAGCCAGUCGUUGAAGCCUCCGCAAGGGCUCCGAAUACCUGGGAAUUGAACGAUGCUGCUUCAAGUCAACAUACUCGGAUAUCAGAAUCUGCUAGUGAUGGUUCAGCUUCUGGCCUACCCACUGUAUCUGCCUUGGGACGUUCGUUUCGCCCUCCAAGCGUGACCAACUCGCCGUCACAAUCGGGAUACUCUGAGAGAGCCCAAGGCUCUAUCGACAAUCUAGUUGUAGCGCACCAACACCCCGCGGAAGAUGCACAAAGUCCUGCCAAUAGCACACAUUCAAAUCCUCCGUCGCCACCGGCAGAAGAGGAUUUGUCUGAAUCAAAGUUUUUCACUCAUGACGAGGCUGAAAGCAUGUACAUGAGUGCGGUGAGUGCGGCACAGGGAAGUUCGAUACAGCAGGGGCAUGUCCCUGGAGGUUGGGAUUCUUCAUCAGCAUCAAGUAAAGACUCUACUUCAGACAAAUCUGGGCCGAUCCCUGAGGAAAUGGUUUCCGCUAGUACAUUAGCGCCAGCAAUAGAGACUGAAGACGGUUGCGAAACCCCUCGUCCACGAAGUCGGCAGAGCUCCUUCUCGUCUUCACAUACUGGGCGCGCACAAACCCCUGGUCCUGCUCCUCCAGCUAUUCAAAGGCAGGCAAAGCGAUUGCUCACAAUUGAUGAGAUUACGAUUUGGUUUCCCAUGGGCCUUAACGAUGUAGACGACGACAGCGGAGGGCAUGAGGAUGUUACUGAGUCGGCGACUUUUGAGUUCAAACCAUCAAAUCUGGGCGAAGAUUCGAUAUUUGCAGAAAUGCCUGGAUCAUUCUCCAAUUACGCCUAUUCCUCGUCGCAUCGCAAGAAGCCUUCAUUAGACGCCUCCACUCGGGUGCGAGCUACGCCAAAGCCAGUACACCCACCCAAUCCUCCAAAGCAACCUAAGAAACCGAAGGUCCCAUCUAUCAACAUUGAAGUGGGAUCGGUGGCUGGAAACAUAGACUUGUCUACAGGUCGCAUCAUGUUCAGUAUGUUCAAUCGAAUGAUGCAAGCCCUGACUGGUGAUCCGCGUCAGAAAGAAGACAAGCCCUCAACAUCAGAGCCUGCUGCAGGCUCCAAAGAAAACACGACCGAUUUUGAGCUGGCUGUCAAGCAAAUAGCCUUCUCGUGGCUUGAAAACAUCGCGACAGAAUCUGUUCAAAAAGGACAUGUGCCCAGUUGGCAACUCGAUCCUAAGCCAGUGGACGCCAUAUUAAGAGUCCAUCUCUCGAAGAUCCUGGUCAGCCAACAAAGCAUUUCAAAGGAGUCGCGAUCUCAGAUACGUAUUGGGAAAUUUGUCAUUGCAUCUUUGGAUCAAGACAUCAUUUCCUUCCAAAGUUUGAGACCGAAGUCCAAGAGAAUGAGCGGCACUGUGGCAGAGCAGCUCAGCAGUGACGUGGAAGUGGACUUCGUACGAGGGAAAGAUGAUCGUAUUACCGUCGUGACACGACCUGUCAAGGUCAUGUUUGACAUACAAAAGCUGGACGACGCGCUUGGCUCAUUUGGUGGCUUCAGCGGUAUGCUGGAGCUAGGUAACUCCUUCAGCUCUGCCAGCGCCUUGCAAAGUCCCGUCAUGUCUCCAUCACAUCCUCGGCCCCGUGGGGUUCAUUUCGGCAAUGGAUUGCCACCUCCAGCAAAAGAGUCCGUGGCACCCGCGCCACCCGUCAAUGGUCCCAAGAUCCAGGUGCAGUUUGGCGAAGUUUCUUUCACACUAAAAGGAAAAGCAUGUUCUGUGCAGCUGCAGACUACAUCAGUGCGUAUUGCAGUACGUCAAAGCAAUGUCCGUCUCAAGGUUUCUGAGCUCCAGCUCAUAGGACCCUACACGGAAGUCGGUCAAGGCAAUGCACCUUUCAUCGCAGAGCUGAAAGGAACCACUCUCAACUUCCUCUUUGCCCCUGAAGAGACAGAUUUGACAAGACUCAUUUCCAUGAUAACGCCAUCGAAGGACCCGUACGAGAACAAUGACGACAUCCUCAUCGAUACGUUGUUGCGCCAACGGAGAAAAGGCUCAGUCCUUCGGGUUGAGUUUGCCCAAGUUGGAGUCCGUAUCUCUGACCUAGAGCAAAUGAAAACCUUUGAAGCACUUGGCGCAGAGUUGGCACAAUUAUCCAAAGUAGCCAAAUACUUGCCUGAUGACGACCGACCAGGUCUACUGAGUUUAGUGUCGGUGAAGACAUUGGACAUGCGUGUAGUCGUAAACGAGAAGCUUGGAGAUCUUUCCGUUACCUUACAAGACAGUGCGCUGGCUCACGUAGGAGUUCCUGCUUUGUUGGCUACCGAAGUCGGAAAGGCAAUUGUAUGUCGGGAUGAUGAAGUGCUGAUCCAUGAAGUCGUAAAGAUGCGCCCGUCAGAGCAGUUACCUGCAAUUAUGUUGAGAAUGGUCGGUGACGAGAUGGAGCCUGUGGCGAAGGUGAAAUUCUACAAUCUCUGCAUCGAAUAUCGAGUAACGACCGUCAUGGCCGCCCUGGGCAUCUCGGAAGAUGGCACAGUUGACGAUAUUGCAUUGGAAGUUGCAUCAAGCGUUGCAACCAUUACAGGCGCACAUUCGCCUCAAACACUUAGUCGACAAUCUUCGCAGGCAAAUCCGCCUUCUGGACCUACCGCUAAGCCGCUACAGCUCGAUCUUCUAAUGAGAAACUGCGCGAUCGGUCUGAAUCCCCGAAAAACUUCAUCGAAAGGCCUUUUCGUACUUACAGAAGCGCACAUUGCGGGCAAACAGGCAAAGAACAACUAUUCAGUCACUGUGGAACUUCGUAAGGCUUCAAUGCAUGCCAUAGACGAUGUGGCUCGUUUGGAAGACGAACAUCAGCCGGCAUCACCAAUCUCAACGAUGAACCGUCAACUCUAUGAACUCAGUGAGCUGGGAUAUGUGUCUCUCAGCUCAAUCUCGGCUGCUAAGGUGUACGUCAACAUUGCAGGCGACGGGAAAGAACAACCACAGUUAGUAGAUAUUGAGUUCAAGAACGAGCUUUUUGUCAUAGAGUCAUGCGCAGAUUCGACACAGACUCUUAUUGCCAUUCUGAACGGCCUGCAACCACCAUCACCACCCUCGACAGCUGAGCAGUACCGAACAGUUGUGCCACUACAGCAGAUGAUGGAAUCUUUUACGGGUGAUGCGUUGGCGCAGGACGAAGACAUGGAAGCCGAUGAUUUCAUGAGCAACGCCGAUCUUGUAGAAGAUGAUCUCCCAACUAACCUUGAAUUUGUUGGAAGCAUCUACAAUUCACAGUCUUUGCCAACUGAAGAAGAGAUGGGAGAUAGUCUGCUCGGUGAGGAUGACCUCGGUGCAUUGGCGACACCUCCCACCACCCGCCAACGUGGCGAACGGGCAUUACUGGAAAGCUUCCAAGAAAAAUAUGAGAUCACACAAGGCGAGGAAGACUUUGACUUUAGCGAAGAGUAUUUCAGGGACGCAGACACGGAGCAAAAGGGCAAAGCUCGAAAGUGGGAUUCUGCCAAAAACCAGUACCAUCUUUCGAACGAGUUCAAAGCUCCAGAUGCGCCACUCAAGGUUCGCGUCCGCGACGUCAAUGUCAUCUGGAAUCUCUAUGAUGGUUAUGACUGGCCAAGAACGCGCAGUAUCAUCAGCCAAGCUGUAGAUGAUGUCGAAGCCCGCGCCGAGGAGCGGCGACGGAGAGUCAGGGAAGAAGAUGAGGAUGAUGACUUUGUCGAGGAAGACUUCUUGUUCAACUCCGUAUGGAUCGGCGUUCCUGUAAAAGACGAGAAGGGAGCUCUCGCCCGGCGUAUCAACCACGAUAUUGACGAUCUAGCCAGCGAGACCGGUAGUUAUGCCACCUCGACGGCAACACGCUCUACAGGGGCUACUGCUCGACCACGUGGCACAACCAAGUCUAGACGUCGGCUCAAGCUGGAGCGAAGCAAGCACAAGAAGAUCGCAUUUUCGCUUGUUGGCGUUGCAGUAGACCUUAUCGUCUUCCCGCCGGACUCAGGAGAGACGAUAAAUUCAAUAAACGUGCGAGUGCAAGACCUUGAGGUUUUCGACCACGUGCCUACGUCAACUUGGAAGAAGUUUGUUACUUGUGCAAUUGAUCCAAGCACUCGAGAGCUCAUUCGUCCUAUGAUCAAUCUUGAACUCGUUACAGUCAAGCCAGUCACGGACUUGGCAGCAUCUGAGCUCGUAAUAAAGGUCACCAUACUUCCGCUUCGGCUGCAUGUGGACCAAGAUGCUCUAGAUUUCAUCACGCGCUUUUUCGAAUUCAAGGAUGAUUCUGUACCAGCUGCUCCCCCAGCUGGUGAUCAGCCAUUUAUCCAGCGCCUUGAAGUAAUGGCCGUCCAUUUGAAGCUCGACUACAAGCCAAAGCGCGUAGACUACCGCGGUCUUCGUUCAGGACACACUACCGAGUUUAUGAACUUUCUGAUACUUGAUGGUUCUGACAUUGUCCUGCGACACGCAAUCGUUUACGGUAUCACAUCGUUUGACAAGCUGCACAAGACACUGAACGAUGUAUGGACGCCAGAUGUCAAAGAAAAUCAGCUUCCGGGAGUUCUUUCUGGUUUGGCGGCUGUGCGACCAUUGGUAAACGUUGGCUCUGGACUCAAGGACCUCGUUGUCAUACCGAUGCGGGAGUACAAGAAGGACGGCCGCAUCGUCCGCAGUUUGCAAAAGGGCGUCUACGCUUUCGCCAAGAACACGACUUCGGAAGUAGCACGUUUGGGCGCAAAGGUAGCGAUUGGGACUCAGAAUCUGCUCGAAGGCGCUGAGGUUUUCCUCAACCCCCAAACAGCCUCGCCCGGUCGCCACCAAUCCCACGAAUGGGAUGGUGAAGAUCCAAACUCUGAUUCCGAAGAGCCACGCGCAGUAUCAAACUACGCGAACCAACCCAUUGGUGUACGCGCCGGCCUACGCAGCGCAGCUAGACACCUCGAGCGCGAUUUGCUCACUGCGCGCGACGCCGUCAUAGCCAUUCCAGCAGAAGUCAUGGAAGAAGGCAGCGGAACAGGAGUAGCGAGAGCACUUGCUAGACAUGCACCUACGGUUGUCCUACGCCCCGCGCUCGGUGCCACAAAGGCACUCAGCAACGCCUUGCUGGGUGUCGGCAACGCGCUUGAUUCUGACUCGAGACGCAAGAUUGAAGACAAAUACAAAUCUUAUUAGACGGUUGGACGCGGGGAUUGUUAUUUUCCCCAUGUGUUUUUUUGGACCAUGAACGAACACUUUGUUGCCUUUAUGGCUAU
Messenger RNA from Bipolaris maydis ATCC 48331, 6665 nucleotides. RefSeq lists its product as uncharacterized. NCBI's taxonomy places the organism in Eukaryota, Fungi, Ascomycota, Dothideomycetes, Pleosporales, Pleosporaceae. Gene Ontology annotation, biological process: autophagosome assembly; autophagy of mitochondrion; reticulophagy. Gene Ontology annotation, molecular function: phosphatidylinositol-3-phosphate binding. Gene Ontology annotation, cellular component: phagophore assembly site. The record is from RefSeq and is a predicted model, not a curated record.